AUGAAUGGUUCAGGACCUGUUCAUGGCAGGAGAUCGUCCUCGCCAAUGGCACCACCGUUCAUGGUCUCUGCACCGGGAAAAGUGAUUGUUUUCGGUGAACAUGCAGUCGUUUAUGGAAAAGCUGCCAUGGCAGCUGCCAUUUCUCUCCGAUCCUAUCUCCUCGUCACCACCCUGUCCAAGUCGCAUCGAACCGUCACCCUUGUCUUUCCUGACGUUGGAUUGGACCACACAUGGACAAUUGAAGAUCUGCCGUGGAGCGCCUUCGCCAAUGAAGGCAAGAAGAGGAGAUAUUACGACAUGGUCACCUCCCUCGACCAUGAUCUGGUCAAGGCAAUGCAGCCGUACCUUGCAGACGUCUCUAUCCACCUUCCCGAGCAAGAACGAAAAGUUCACCACGCUGCAGCUUCCUCUUUCCUCUACCUAUUUCUGUCACUUAGCUCUCCGACUGCUCCCGCUUGCAUAUACACAUUGAGAUCCACCCUACCCAUUGGAGCAGGACUAGGAUCGAGUGCCAGUAUCUGCGUUUGCAUCAGCGCCGCAUUGUUGAAGCAGAUUCAGAUCCUGUCUGGCCCGCAUGCAGAUCAACCGAGCGGAGAGGUGGACACACAGAUCGAGCGCAUAAACAGAUGGGCGUUCGUGGGCGAGCUGUGCAUUCAUGGCAAUCCUAGUGGCGUGGACAACACAGUGUCGACCCGAGGAAAGGCGGUGCUCUUCAAGAGAACAGACUACAACAGGCCUCCCGAAGUGACUCCGCUGAAGGACUUCCCUGAGCUACCUCUACUACUCGUCAAUACCAAGCAAUCACGUUCGACAUCUGUGGAAGUCGCCAAAGUCGCUGCAAUGAAACAGAAACAUCCUACCAUCACCGAAGCCACCUUGAACAGCAUUGAUGAGGUGACGAACUCGGCGCAUGAUUUGAUCACAUCUGAGGGUUUUGAUGUUCGGUCAGAUCAGAACCUGGAGCAUCUUGGCGAUUUAUUCAGGAUCAACCAUGGCCAUCUUGUCUCCUUGGGCGUCUCACAUCCGAAGCUGGAGCAUAUCCGCGAGCUCGUGGAUUAUGCAGAUAUCGGAUGGACGAAGCUAACUGGAGCCGGUGGCGGUGGAUGUGCUAUAUCGCUUCUGAAGUCGAAUGCAGAUGCUGCCACAAUCAAGAGGCUGGAAGAAAAGUUUCAAGAAGCAGGCUUUGAACAGUAUGUUGUCACGCUCGGAGGUGAUGGGGUUGGGGUCCUAUACCCUUCAGUGUUGUACAACGGCACGGACGAAAAAGGUGGCGAAGAAAUCGAUCAGCAAAAGUUUCUUCGAGCUGAGGGAGCUGAUGAGAUUGAAAGACUGGUGGGAGUCGGCUUACACGAGAAACGAGUACAGUGGAAAUUCUGGCGGUAA
This is a messenger RNA of Endocarpon pusillum Z07020, 1383 nucleotides long. RefSeq lists its product as uncharacterized. Lineage: Eukaryota; Fungi; Ascomycota; Eurotiomycetes; Verrucariales; Verrucariaceae. The coding region runs from base 1 to 1383 and encodes 460 amino acids. The record is from RefSeq and is a predicted model, not a curated record. Gene Ontology annotation, molecular function: ATP binding; mevalonate kinase activity. Gene Ontology annotation, biological process: isoprenoid biosynthetic process; ergosterol biosynthetic process. Gene Ontology annotation, cellular component: cytoplasm. The transcript has a single exon.